AGUGAGACAAGGAAGGGAGAAAAAGAAAGAGGGACGCUCAAGAAAAACCAAGAAAGAAGAAAUUUCUUCUUAUUUUCCCUUUAAAACAAAAAUAAUAAUAAGAAAAACAUUUUUUUUUUUAUAAUUUUUUUUUUAAUCGCGGAUCGGACGCUUUUUUUUCACCCGAGCCGCCACCGAAUCAUCGAUCCGGCAGCGAAUCAUGGAGGGAGUUGGGGCCCGACUCGGACGGUCCUCGACCCGAUACGGACCGGCCACGGUGUUCAAUGGGCCGGUGAGGAAGUGGAAGAAGACAUGGGUCCACGUAUCAUCUCCCUCUACGAGUAGUAGUAGUAGUAGUAGUGCAGCAGCAUCUAACACCACCACCAAUCACUCUCACCACCAUCACGCUCAGAUUCAUACCCCCAACGGUACCACUAACGGUAAUAACGUUUCCCAUCUUGUCCUUUACAAGUGGACCCCAAUUACCCAAAGCCAAAACUCUGCCAUCAAUGGCAAUAACACCAACAACGGCAAUAACACUCCCGAUAAGGUUUCUGUUAAGGCCGACGCUCCUGCGGUGCAUCCUGAGGAGCCUCCAAGGCGCAAAUUCAAAUACAUUCCGAUUGCUGUGCUAGAGGAACAGAAAAAUGAGGCUGCGGAUGAUGAGACUGUGGAAAAGGUUGAAGAUGAAGGUAAACCAAAUGAUACUGAUCUAACCACCAAGGGUGAAGUUUUGGACGAAAAACCAGACAUCAAUGAUGUUCCCAUGGAAGAAACUCAGGUGAGUGUCAUGCUCAUUUUGUUUAAUUUACUGCUAUUGCUUUUUAUUUUUUGUCAGGUUAGCUUUUUCCCAUGUUAACUGAUGGAUCAGGACACUUUACUUCUCGGUUAAAUUAUGAUGGAGAAUAAUCAGGUGGUACGCCAAGACCUGAAUGAGACUUUGGAUCUGAGUCUAGGCCUGAAUGGCCAUGAUGGUGAGAAUAACCCUGAUUCAAAAACUGAUCAGAGCAGAGAUAGUUAGUAGCAAAGGCUGAACGCGACUAUCGUUGGGUCCUGAUUGGCCUUUUAUUUUGUUGUUUGGAUACUUGGAAUUUCAAGAACGAAUGAUUAUUUGUGCCUGAUUAUCAGAAACAUUUUUUUUUUUUUUUUUGGGCCCUUUGGCUCCUUAUUUGGCUUAUAGCAAUUUUAAGGCAAAUGUUUUGCAGCUGCUUUACUUGUACUUUUAGUCUUCAUUUCAUGCUGCAUUGUUGAGCUUAUUUUAUAAAAGACAAUGCCUAUUUUUGAGCA
Ziziphus jujuba (common jujube) is the source of this 1266-nucleotide messenger RNA. RefSeq lists its product as uncharacterized. Lineage: Eukaryota; Viridiplantae; Streptophyta; Magnoliopsida; Rosales; Rhamnaceae. The transcript has 3 exons. The record is from RefSeq and is a predicted model, not a curated record. The coding region runs from base 200 to 838 and encodes 212 amino acids.